This is a messenger RNA of Betta splendens (Siamese fighting fish), 1787 nucleotides long. It is a transcript of the gene smyd1b, whose product is annotated as SET and MYND domain containing 1b. Bases 16 to 1668 code for a protein of 550 amino acids. NCBI's taxonomy places the organism in Eukaryota, Metazoa, Chordata, Actinopteri, Anabantiformes, Osphronemidae. The transcript is spliced from 10 exons. Gene Ontology annotation, molecular function: histone H3K4 methyltransferase activity; protein binding. The record is from RefSeq and is a predicted model, not a curated record. Gene Ontology annotation, cellular component: nucleus.
CCUCUCAGCGAAGCGAUGAGACCCAUCGGCACUGACCCGCGGUCUGUUCCUGUUGGUACAGUUCAGGGGGUGGCCGGUUAUUUUAGGACCUCGCGUGAGGAAUGUGCAGUUGCCACCGAGGAACCAGAGACCAGUCAACGAGACCCUCCACCCGUCUCCCUCUGCAUUCAGCUCUCCAGCGCCGAGGCCCCAGCGUCCAUGGAGAACGUGGCCGUGUUCGACUCGCCCGGGAAGGGGAGAGGUCUGAGGGCGACCAAGGAGUUCUGGGCCGGAGACGUCAUCUUCUCCGAAGCCAGCAUUUCAGCCGUGGUGUUUGACAGCCUCGCCGACCGCAUCUGCCACAGCUGCUUCCGCCGGCAGGACAAGCUCCAGCGCUGCGGCCAGUGCAAGUUCGCCCAUUACUGCGACCGGACCUGCCAGCGGGCCGGCUGGGCCGAGCACAAGCAGGAGUGCGGCGCCAUCAAGGCCUACGGCAAAGUGCCCAACGAGAACAUCCGCUUGGCGUCGCGCAUCCUGUGGCGCCUGGACAAGGACGGCGGCGUGGUGUCGGACGCGCAGCUGGCCACGCUGGAGGAGCUGGAGGACCACGUGGCCGACAUGCAGGAGGACGAGCUGAAGGAGUUCAAGGUGGACAUCCACAACUUCCUGGACUACUGGCCCCGCGGCAGCAAGCAGCACACGGUCGACCACAUCUCGCACAUCUUUGGAGUGAUCAACUGUAACGGCUUCAGUGUGAGCGACCAGAGGGGCCUGCAGGCGGUCGGCGUCGGCCUCUUCCCAAACCUGUGCCUGGUCAACCACGACUGCUGGCCAAACUGCACCGUGAUCCUCAAUCACGGCAAUCAAUCGGCCGUCGAUACUAUGUUUCAUUCUCAGCGGAGGAUCGAGCUGCGCUCUCUGGGUAAGAUCUCAGAGGGGGAGGAGCUGACCGUCGCCUACGUGGACUACAUCAACCUGUCCGAGGAGCGACAGCGGCUCCUGAAGACGCAGUACUUCUUUGACUGCACGUGUGAGCACUGCACGAAACGCAUCAAAGACGACCUGAAGAUGGCGGGCUGCGAGGUGGACGGGGUCAAGCCUUCAGACGAACAGGUGAAAGAAGCGACGGACUACUGUUUUGAGAUGAUGGAUAAGUUGGACAAGGCUCGAUUAAAAGGCGACUACCACGAGGUGGUAAAAAUCUGCAAGGAGUGCUUGGAGAAAACAGAGCCGGUGUUGGCCGACACCCACAUCUACCUGCUGAGGAUAUGGAGCUCCCUGAGCGAGGUGCAGGCGUACCUGCAGUACUUCGACGACGCCGCCGAGUACGCGCGCAAAAUGGUUGAGGGGUACAUGAAGCUGUACCACCCCAACAACGCCACCCUGGGCAUGGCCGCCAUGCGGGCCGGGGUCACGCACUGGCAGGCCGGCCAGAUCGAGGUGGGACACGGCAUGAUCUGCAAGGCCUACGCCAUCCUCAUGGUCACCCACGGCCCCACGCACCCCAUCACCAAGGACCUCGAGGCGAUGCGGGUGCAGACGGAGAUGGAGCUGAGGAUGUUCAAGCAGAACGAGUACGUUUACCACAGCAUGAGGGAGGCGGCCCUGAAGAACAAGCCCAUGACCAUGAUGCACGAACCCAAGUCCGUGGAGGAGGGGAUCAAGAAUCUGUUCCACCGGCGGAAGUAGCAGCGGCACUGAUUGAACUCAUCCUAAUGUUUACGGUCGACGGCAGAGAGGCUGUGACCUUAGAGCAACGUUGUCUCUCGCUUUUCUAGGUCCACUUUUCAUUAAAUUGUCACGUCAGA